Molecule: messenger RNA, 13365 nt
Organism: Sycon ciliatum
Lineage: Eukaryota; Metazoa; Porifera; Calcarea; Leucosolenida; Sycettidae
Product: KICSTOR complex protein SZT2-like
Exons: 70
Coding region: 95-12385 (4096 amino acids)
Cellular component (GO): peroxisome
Source: RefSeq, a predicted model, not a curated record
CGUCAAGAAGUUAUUUUCGCCAGAGCCUAUGCAGUUGCAGGGAGGCCGGCACCUACAUUAUUAUUUUCACUGUUAGAGAUGAACAGUGUUUAUCAUGCAAGAAUGUGAAGAAGUGUUCGUCUUGCUGGGUGACGAGGGCAGAGUUUCGCGCCACUUCAGGUCAAUUUGGCUGCUGGACAAUCUUUACCAACCUGUGUCAACUGAAGAGAGAACUACAGACGAUGGCUCUUUCACUAUACUCUCUGCCACACGAGCUGCCGGCGGCAAAACACUUCCCAGUGCCAAUGCUCCGGAUGGUGGUAAAACAGCGCAGGAUGCGGCAGAUGGAGACAGCCAGUCGUUGCUGCAUAUCGGACCCAACACGCAGGUUACCUUCUUCUCACCGCGAUAUUGCCUCGUCUUCAUGCUUGACGUGAGCCCGUCAAUGCUGACGGUGGAUACUUUGUCUGGGCGUGUUCUGUUCGAUGAGCUCUUUCUCAGUGUGGCGCAAUGUCUACGGAAGUUGUCACAACCUUUCAAGGCGCCAGGUAGCAAGCGCAGUCUUGAGCCGGAUCUCUACAUCUCGGUGCUGGCGGCUCAAACCGUGGCCAAACACCAGCCUGUUCAGUCAAUAUUACUCCAAGGUACAAGGCUGACACGGUGGAACGUAGAAACAGUCAUUGAUCGCCUUGAGGAGAAGCUGCUGGACCUUGAGAAUUUAUUGGCAGAGCAUGCAGCCCAGGCCAGCAGUACAGCACACGGAGAAGAUCCCUGUGAUUCGGAGUAUGGCCUGGUGGCUAUGCUGAGGAGUGGACAUGUGGGAUUGCAGCUCUUACCUGACGGUGCUGCAGACAGUCUUAUCCUGGUGACGGAUACAGUGUGUGGCAUGUCGGAUGGUGCAGCCACUGAAGUUCUGAUGACACAGCUUCGCAAUUUUGACAUCACGUUCUCUUGCUUUCAACUGGGAAGCAAAUUUCAUGCCGGAUGCAGUUUUGGGUUUGUUCCGAACAAGCCUCUUCUGCAGUUCAUUCCCCUUGCUACAUCUGGAGCCUACCUGGCCAAUGUGGAGCAGAAGCAGCAGUUUGAGUGGAACGAGAAAAACGGCGAGCUCAACUUCUACCAGCGCUGCUUGCUAGGUUGGCGUUGCCAGUACAACUCUGAAGACUGGCAACACCAUUAUUCAGCUGUCAAUGUUCCCCAAAGUAACCGGUUUUGGUCCGAUCUGCCGCUUGUUCCGACCAGUCGGCGGCGCUAUGGUGAAUGUGAUGUCAGAGCAUCUUUGAUCAAUGUUGUUGGCACCAGAAUCCGCCAAGGCUAUCAGUUGGCGAACAUUGUCAUUCGAAAACGCAACGAGGGAAGUAGUCGUUUGGAGGUGCGUCUUUUGUUACCGUGGAAGGACCGCGCUAGCAUAUCAUAUGAAGCCAGCGCUGACUAUCCCUUGAUCACCGCCAACACGCACGUGGAUAUCUACAUCGAGGGCAUCUACGACAUUGUGCGUGAUGUCUGCAAUGCCGGUAACAUCCGCGCGUCCACCGUCAACCCUCACAGGAUGGUGGUGGUGCGUCGCUUUUUACAGCACAUCAAGAGUCUGCAGAAAGCUGACCAGCUCCUCGUCCACCUGCUCUCCUUCAACAACUCUCCCAGUACGUAUGCACUGACAGCGCGCAUCAAGAGCGGCUCGUCUGUCUUCUACCUCCCGCCAAACUCAGAGAAACCCAUCCCAUCGUCAAGCACGGGCAGUGCUGGUCGUACGUCUUCUGGUCAGGGUCGUCAUGCCAGGGCUGGUCCUAUGCAGCCGUUCACAUCCUUUUGGCAGCCUGUCCUGUCACUGGACACGGGGGUUUGGCAUUGCUGGUUCCAUGUGCAGCGCAUCACGGCACAGCUGCUUCACGACUCGCCGCUCUCACGGUACCUGCACCUUCACAAUGCCGUCGGUCGCUACGGUACCGUUCUGUGUCGCCAGGCGGCCGGUCAGGUCAUCACCAUGCUGCGAGAGUGGAGCUCUUUUGUCCUGCUAGAAAUGCACUCCUAUGUGCGAUUCAUAGAAUCUGACGGUGAGAACGCCGCUCCCAAGUCGUUCUGUCUGGUCAGGAUUGCGCCGAAAAAUCCCUUCUUCGUACUGAGGUUGGCCUUCCUGGUGGGAACUCCUCCGAAAACCCAGCACGAGAUGGUGCGUGACCUGAAGGAACGUAUGAGCAAGCUGAGCCUGUCCGUGCGGCAGCCUCGCCCUCGCAGUCCAGUCUUGCGGCGGCAAUCUUCCAUCACCAACACACCACGGCGCCCAUCCAGGAGUGCGCACGUAACCGCGUCCAUCCCGUGCGCCAGGCUUCUCAACAAGAACUAUGAGAAGAUCCUUAUGCGCUAUGAGAUGAUACCAUCUAACAUUGUGUCCGCGACGAGCAGCGAUUGCUUGUUCCUGUUCAGUGCGGCAGGAACAUCUGAUGCGGCGGCACCAGUGACAGGGGUGAACAUCCCGCACGGAUUGGGGCCUCACAUGAACACGCCGAUGGCCAAGACAGCUGCGGUCGCACCCACGACGGUGGCGGCCGUGGGCGGCAGUAGUGGCAGCGGUGGCUUCACGUGGAGUCGCAGUAACCUGGCGUGUCACCUGUUCCAGCAGCGCUGGGUCUGGUGCAUGGAACAGCCGUCGAGCAGCAGCGUGUCUGGAAUUCUGGCUACUCUUGUCGAGUUGCGUCUCCAGCAGGGAUUCUCGUUUGCCCUGUCUCACUCCAUCACUGGCAUCAUCUCCAUGACCUGCCAACUAAUGGUUGAGGUUACGGCUUGCCAGGAUGAAUCUCGUAGAGACCGACAACCCAAUGCAACCAAUGCGAGCAGUGCUCAAGUAGAUGCUAAGAAAGACACCACGAACACCAGGUCUGCUGGCUUUGACAAAGCAGCAGCAGCAGCCCAGUCUGUCAAGCUACCGUGCCUGCUGCAGUAUGUUCUCUUUCCACCACUGAACCACCACGGCGUGCCUGCAGCGGCGGUCAAUGGAGUUGACAUGCUCUCUCCGAGCACUGCCGUCGGUAGCGGACCUCUGUGCCUGACCGAUGCUGCCACUGUUGACAAUGGCAUUACUACUGCGGCGGCUGCUGCCGUUGCAGCCUCGGCAGCUGAACAGCCGAGCACAGCGGGCGAUGUGUCUAGUCAGGAUGGUGCGUCCACCGCGCAAGGCCUUCGGAUUGUCUCCGAGCUGUGGAUUGAGCCCCAAGAAGGUCGUCUCUGUGACUUGCCCAGGGGUCUGAGGUCCUUGAAAGGCCUAUCGUAUGAGAAUAUCAGUGACCAGCUGAUCCGCGACGAUCUGAACGUAGUGUCGGCAUUGUGCUCGUACGAGCAGUUACUUUUGAUGUGCGAGUUCCCGGACAAGGUGUCGUGUCCCGAGUCUGCCAGCCCGGCAGAGGUACUGGCCCGCAUAGCAGACAGCAAACCCAUCGCUCAUCUACCCAGCCUGUUUGACUUGCCACUGCUAAUUGGCCGUGGUCACAUUGUGCAAGUCAAUCUCUCUGGCAUGGAGCAGUCGACCGUGCACGGCCACCUGUCAUCGCUUGGAAGUCUACUUUUCUCGCUUUUCUUCAGCAAGCUGGCAGCAUUUAACGACCGCCGCAUACCUUUGUCAGCCACCACGUCGGCAGAAGUGGUCGCAAAGCUGCUUCGACUUUCUAAGGAGGAGUGUGAAGCUGCAGCGGGAAACCUCGCCUGUAAUCUGUGCUGCUUCAUCAAGUCGCGCGUCGGCUCCUGUCUUCAUUUGACCAUUCUACCGGCGUCACUUGCGGAUGCACAGCGCCUUCACCAGUUGCAACGGUACCACACCGGAGUGAAGCGUGCAGGUUCUGCCUCCAUCAACGUGUCCUGCAUACCGGUGUUUGUAGUGGAGUGCUCUCUAUCGGUUCUGCAAUUGACCAAAACAGACAAGAACUACCAGCCAGUGUGCCUGGACUUCACGUUUCCCAAACUGGACACGCUCUGCAAUGAUGUGCAGCGAAAGCCAGGCUGGCUGAUCAGCGCUGUGGUUCGCGGUUGGCAGGAGAGCAGUGGCGUCCUGCUGACGCUGUACAAGGAGCUCUCCAUGGUGUGCAUGGCAAUGCAGGAGCUGUACAUGACCGCUUAUCUGCAGACCGUGUUUGCUAGUCUGCAGCGCGGCGCGGCCGUUUCCAGGCGUGACGUGGCCUGGGCGAUGGGCCUGUGCGACCAGUCGGUCAACGUUCCCGUCGACGUGUCCACGUUCCUGAGCGCCUGCUGCUCUCACUGCCGAGUGGCCAGCAGCUCCAAGGGCAAGGGCAACCGGGCCGCUGAGUCGCCGUUUGUACACAAGGUGUCGGCGCUGCCACACGUCUCUUCCUUGCCGGGCACGUUCUCUGCCGUCAUGCCUGCCGCCAGCAGCCGCCUGGACCGGCUGACGCAGCGCAGCAUGGAGCAUGCACUGUUGCCAUCUACUUCCUCCAUGCCCACGACCAGUGACUGGAGUCAGGAGAGCGAUACUGGGACAUCGGAUACGGAUCGAUCUGCUGCUGCCACUGCUGCCGCUCCCAGUAUCUGCCAAGUACAUCAGGCGGGGAUACAAGAGCAGUUCAAAAGUGACCUUGCUGCCAAUUUCACCAGCAUCUCUUCAAGUCCCAAUUACUUCUUUUUCUCAACAUCUGACCGCGCAUCAACUUCCUCCAAGUCGAAGCGUCGGCGCAGUAGCCGGCUGAAGAAAGAAUUCCAUGUCGACGGCGGCGCUGCUGAUGUGGAAUCGGCGUCGUCUGGCAAUGUGCUUGACGAUGACGACGAUAAUGAAGAUGGCGAUGGGAGUGUUGUUCGGGAUGACAGAGGUGUAAGAGCAUCGUCAUCUGCUGUGCCCGGUGCCUUGGCCUCUACCAGAGCUGAUAGUAAGUUUGAUGAUCACCGUUCACCAACGGCCGCAAAAAGGCCGACCGACCUGACGGAAGUUAAGUCCACAGACCUGAACACCAGUCAGCAGUUACGCGACAUGCGCUGGACAAUCGCUGGCUCACCGACGGCUCCCAACUCUGGCAGCAGUCGAAAGCACCGAGCUCGCUACCGUCAAAGCACUAUGUGUGCUGAUGCUGCAGACGCUUCCUCCUCUGACUCCUCAGACAAUGAGGAGAACAAACGUGCGGUUUCAGUUAUUGGUAAUCGAAGCUCCAGCGUGAAUGUGCCCAGCAGUAAAGUUAUUUCAAGCUCACCGUUCUUUUCCUCAUUUCCAUACAGUAGUGUAGGCAGCAGUGGUGUGGAGAAAAGUCUUGCGGAUAACGGCGCCAACGAGUGCUCCGGCGAUGAACUGAACGACGACAACCUGAGACCUCUGUUCCUGUCUCUCUACUGUUGUGUUAGCACACUGAAUCCCAGCAGCAGCAGCAGCAUCAAUAGCAGUAAUACCGGUGCUGGUACUGCUGUUAGCGGGGCUGCCUCUGCAUCUGGUGCUGCUGGUGUGGCUGGUGCUGGUGGUACGGGUUCCGUCGCUCCUCCUGGGGGCGCUAAUGCCGGCAGCAGUUCACUCUCCGUGCCAAGCGGUGGCAGUGCUGCGGGGGCAGCGACGGGGGACACUGGAACCGAAUGCUCGUCUGUAUCGUUUCAAGUCAGCAGUCUUCCAACAUGCUUUGAGGAUAUCAUCCGUGACUGGGUAGAGCAUCGUGCUAGAGCAGGCGGUCAGGAUCACGAUGGAGCAACAACAACUACGACAUCAACACCUCUGCCGCUACAGCGUAACAUGUCGUUUGGCGUCAGCCUGGACCUGUUCUGCCAGUUCAGCUCCCUGUUGGAUGACACGGCGUCCGUGGGUUCCGGCGGUCUCCUGAACAGUCUGGUCUGCUCCGCAAGGCAGGAGGAUACGAACGCUCUAGACUCGGCUGUGCACCCCGGCGGCCCCACGUCACCCACACCGCCACUGGAUGCUGAUGAUGUGACAUCCGCGGAGGCCUUCAUCUACUCGCCACGUGUGCCACCACUGCCCAGUAGUGCUUUUGGUCGCUCUCCAUCACACUUGAGAUCGUCCAACAUCGAGGCAUUGCCACCUGAGCAGAGUGCGGCCAUUGAGGCAACGAAAGAGAAAGUGGAAUGGCUGCUACACGAUGAGAUAGUCUCAGCAGCCCAUCGCAGUGAACCACUGCUAGCCGGUACACUGGAGAUGGCUGUUCGGCAUGUGGUCAACUCACGUGGCAGGCAGAUAUCCAGUUGUCGUGAGUGGAAUGUGCCACUGCGUUUUGUUGGCAACACUACUGAGAGCCUAUCUCGCUUCAUAAAAGAGUUUGAGAAGCUGCCGGUGCCGGGCUAUGGGCUGCGCAAACUGGACGACUUCUACUAUCUGAAGCCGUCCGGCGAAGAUGGCGACGGCCUCCGCACUAGAGCCGGCUCUCUCACCAGCAACGACUCCAGACUGGCUAGGCCGGUGCACGCAACGGAAGACAACAGCAGCGGCAGCAGACAGCGGCGCCAGCAGAGCACCAACCGCACGCGCGCCAGCAGUACAUCUCCCGUGCGCGAGCUGAGCGAGUCCAGCUCGGCGCUGGCCAACAGUCAGAGCAGCGUGUUCAGUGCUGCUGCAGACGGUUCCGUUUCCUCUACAUCAGCUGCUCUCUCCACGGCUCUUUCGGCUCUGAGUGCUCCCGUUUCUUCCUCAGCAUCGCACCCCACGUCUCCGAGCAGACAGAUUUCACAGCCUGAUUCAUCACUGUCACCAUCAUCUGGUUCAAGGCAAGCGGGGGACAAACGCUCCAGCUACCAGGCGCAGACCAGUCGAGCAUCCGGAUCCAGCUCCAUGACGGGGUCCCCACGGGGCAGCCCGUCCAAGCACCUGCCGUCACUGGCGCUUCACAAGGGAGCUGCUGUGCCACUCGCUUCGCCAUUCUUUCGCCGGAUGGAGCAACAGGACACGGCGGACAGCAUAUCUCUAGACAACGUCAGUGUAACAACAGACGGUUAUGGCUACCUGCCGGAUGACAUCACCACUGGCAUGUCAGAUUCGGAUGCCGAUGCCGACGCUGAGAUUUCCCCGCUGGUCGCACCCCAGCGACAACAGCGACGUGAUCCGAAACGACGUGCAUCGGUAUCGUCCAAUCGGCAGAAUCGUCUGCUGUCCACGUCGCGACGAGAUGAGAGGGACGCCGACUACAUUCCCGAGUUCUGGCUCAUCCUGCGAGUUUACGAGAACCGUUUGGGAUUCUACCAUCAGUACAGGAACUCUGAGAGCUUGAGUAGUAAGUCCUUUGAGCAACUCCGUCAGAUCUGCGAUCUUACUUCGGACUUUGUCCGCGAGAGCGAGAAGGUUGUGAACCAGUGGUUACUUCUCCUGCAGAUGUUUGAAACGAAGCAAGCCAAUCCUCUUCUCGUGCCGGAAGACUUCAUGCCGUCCGUGACAGGCUGGCAGGCCACACAACAGCAGACCAGUGAUGAUCGUGACUCGGAAGGUGGCAAUGGCAGUGAUCGCUCGUCUGCCAUAAGUCGCACCGGGAGAAACAUGCGUCCCGGCCUGUUUGAAUGUCCGUUGCAGCACACGCUGCACGUUCCCAUUCACCCGCGCCUGUCCUCGUCCCCUGGCCAGUCAUCAUCUUCAUCACCGGCCUUGCAGAUUGUGCAUGCUGCGCUAGCCUACUUUUCGGUCACCAACCGGGAGAAGCUGUACGUGUACCGAGAGCACACCGAGGGCAGCGACUCCGGCAUCUUCUAUCUCUGCGUGUUUGAGUCUCUGUGUGGCGUGGAGGGAUUAAGUAAAGCACCCAGCUGGACCAGUCUAAACAGCAGCAAUGUCACGUGGCCAUCACGCUCCUCAACUUCCACUCCAGCACCUGGCUUUUCAUCAGCAGGAAUAGUGCAGGAUGUGGCUGAUGACUAUGGCAGUGUAGGCAGAGGUCCAUCGCGACUCCACGCCACCUCUAUCUCCAAUCUACAGCAAAUGGAACAGAGGCAGAGUGUGAUGGUUCAUGUGCACGGUAUACAAGAGCCAGGUCCUGAUAUCAAGGAGGAGCUCUUGACCAUGUUGAAGAAACGGCUAGAAGAAGCAACGCUGAAGGGCAUCACGGACAUGCUGCAUCGCAACAUACACAGCACUAUCUAUCCUCCAGAUGUGAUGUUCCUGCAGCCCGUGGGUCAGCCACCGCACAAGUUCUGUCGCUUUGUCCUACCGCCGCUGCCCUGCCAGCACCGGCAUUCGUUCAUGUACUACUUGAGACAACACCUGCUACAGUUCAUGAUCAUUCCCAAAUAUGCCGAAAGCGACGCCUCCUGUCAUCUUCUUCCGUUCUGCAGACCCGCUCGCCCCGUGGUGGACCUGUUGAAUGCCGGCGAAGACUUUGUGUUGCUGUUCAACUCGCGCUGGGCAGUCGGACUUGGUUGUGUUGCUCUGGUGCUACUGUUGGGUUCGGGUGCAACAUUCAACAUGGCCGACUCUGAGCCAAAGUGCACUUGUCCACCCGGUUACCAGCUACCUGGUGACCUGACACCUAUGCUGGAAGUCACACCAGUCGUGGCCUCCGUACCAGCGAAUGUAGACUGUAUUGACAUCAGUAUAUGGGAGCAUGGUACCAUUGGCAUGGACACACUAGUGGAGCGCGUGCACCAGUCCAUCAAGUUUGCUCUGGCUGACUUUGUCAUGGAGCACUUCAUCAUGCCGCACCCGCUGGCCACCCUCCCUGGUCACAUACAGCAGCUAGUGGAGAGUUCAUUGGCUACUGCAGUCCCUCAGCCACACACACUAAGGCCCGACGCACCUGAGGUGCCUGCAACUGCCUCUUCGUUACGAAGCGAGGACGGGGCCUCUCCCCUCACCUCCUCGGCCAACAGCAGCAUGGUAAUCAUACCAAGCUCAGAGCUAUUGGAGAUGUCCACUGGCGAGGAUCUACCAGAGCCCGCUCCUGGUCCUGACCAAAGCUCGGCAACACACAACCACUCCCUGUCAGACGAGCAGCUGCGUCUGCUGGCCGACAGCCAGCUGGAGCUGAGCAAUCCGCGCCUCAGCACCCUUACGCCCGGCAGUGGUACUGAUUCGUUCACGCUGGAUGACCGAACAUCUGGCAGCGUGAUGUCUGGUGUUGACCUGCGCAAUGUAGCCGAGGCACUGACCAGCCCCGGUGGCAGAGUGCACACGGAAAGGAUCAGUUUCUUCUCGGCAGCACAGUGGCAUGGCAAGGCGGAGCGCGGCCAGUGCGGUAACCUGCACCCGGCCUACAGCCAGCACUUUUUGAAGCUGGUGCGGCUUGGCCACAACCUCUCGUCCAACUCGUUCUUCAGCACUUCAUUUGACCUGCCGGUGCGCAACCUGCCCGCAAGCGCCCUGCAAGAUCUAAUACGAGUCGUGGACGAGUCCGGAGCAGGCGUGGCCAGUGUCAUGUUCCACGAGAUCAACACGGCUUCUGAUCAGUCAGACGACGUUUUGUUCGACACUGCACCGCAUUCGUACUUUGUCCCGUAUAAUCCAGCCCGAGUAGCCAUGAGGCAAUCAAGCAAUGAGCCAGACACCAGCUGUGUGGAGAUGAGCAGCGUCACGCGCAUGCCACCUCCUCCCUCUUCCUACCUGCUGAUCGCGCACAACCAUGACCAGUGGCGCUGGUGGAGACUACGCAGCCGCCUGUCGUCGUCACCAGAUGCAGCUGCUGCAGUGCCUGACACGGCUGCUGGAAUGUCUGACACGGCUGCUGGAGGGAAUAAGGAACCCGGUGAGAAAGAUCCAGCAGGUCAGAACUUCAAGUCAUUUAGCAACGAACGGUCAUACCAGGCUGCUGACAGUGUGGCCCAGGUCGGUGCUGGCAUUGUGUUGCCACGACAACAGCUUAUCAUGCUUGCCAUCUGUGGGAAGAAGAUUGAGCUCUACUCGUACAAUGCGUCACAAGAUGUGAUUACUCGUCUCAAGAGAAAACUGGAGCACAUUGCCGUGUGGCACGAGCUGCGUACCUCAUUCCUCAACUCCUUGCUUACCCAGAAAAUGGGCUUGUUCCGGCAUGCCACACUGGAAAGCAUCACAUCGACUGGACGUGAGUCUUUUGGACUGCAAGGUCACUUCAUUGACAUGGAGCUGGUGGUGAAGGAGACGGCGGCACCGUCACGUGACCACGUGCGUCAGCAGCAGUCUCGGUGGCAGCGGUCACUCAACUCCGGUGCUGCUGGCCACUUGCAGAACUAUGAACUGCUCUACUACGGUACGACCGAGCCGUCGUCUACAACCAUGGACAAGAAACCGUUUGCUACGGAGACGGACCCCGUCAAGCGGCAUGGCCUACAAGCUCAGGAAAGAUUUAGUGUGCAGCGUCGAGCUUCUGCAAGGCAAAUAAAACUGUCUGAUCUGUUUGAAGCUUGGCAACGACGACAAACAGUCCAUGCUCCUGUGAACGAGGACCUCCUGGAGUCCAUGAAGAGAGCGUGCAGACUUUAUCACUAUUGUGCUUCACCCCUGCUAUUUCAUGAGCAGAGCCGCAAGUCUCUGCUGCACUCUCUGCAGCCACGGCCAAGGCCAGAUGUGGGCGAUGAAGACAAGCGGGAAAGCAGAGCCGAGGCUGACUCUGCUUCACUGAAAGCUGCUGCAUCAGCCAAGGCCGCAAGCACAUCACUGAGUCCUAAGCACGACUCUGCAUACGGCAAGGCGCCAGUCCCUCCUGUGUGGCUGCAGACUCUACACACGGCUCUGACUGACAGUUACGUUGAGUACCUGGAGGCACCUCCGCUGUCGUUCACGCGGAUCAUUGUCAAGACGCGCACCACACAUGGUGCAGAGGGACUAAGGCGGAAAAGCAAAGCAGAAGGGCCUCCAGGAAGUUAUGGACAUUCAAGAAGUUCAUCUAUUGUCCAACGUGUCCCGUCUCCACUGCGCUCUGCUGCAUCGUCACCAUCGCCAUCAUCUCUUGGUGAACCAAGGACGAUCUGCUUGCAAAAGACAACAGCGGGUGGCAUCAUUAUGAUCGAGCUGUGCUGCAAGACUGGACACUUUGUUGUCAAGCUCUAUGCUCUGGAGGGAAGUAUCAUCCAGCCACAGCUCACAUCGAAUGAACAGCUGUCCACUCUGUUCAUGCAAGAGUGCUCGCGGAUGAAGGACUUCAUACACGUCCACUCGUUCACCUAUGACAUACACUUGCGCCUGGCAAUGCAACUGCUCAAGGAGGAGACGUCCAUUCUGCCGCGGGAAUACGACGUCGUGGACAUGCUUGGUGAUUUCAUAGCGCUGCGCAAGCAGCCAACCUUCUGUCAGAACAGGAUAAUGCAAGAUGAAAUCAAUGUUCCAGUCCCGUCCACGGCCACGCCAGAACAGCUGUUCACCUACAUGCUAGCGCACGCACCCACCUUCCGCAUGGACGUACUCGAACAGCCCGAGCAGGUCACUAGCUCGCUGCCAGGCUGUGGCGGCACUCAGAUCGUUAAUGAAGACCGCAUUCGAACAUCUUUGCUUGUGGUUGACGAAUGCUUUCUGCCAGAAAAUGAAAUCGACUUAGAGUCUGGCAAGAGAAUGCCUGAUUUCCACCGGUGCCUUUUAGUCAUGCUUCCACAGGCGGAAGCGGAUGUACAGCAUAUCAGUGUGGAGGCAUUCAGUGGCUCAGGUGGGUAUGACAUGACACUCAAGUUCUACCUGCUCCUGACCAGUGUCAAGCAUCCUUUCCCCAUGCUCAGAAGGGCAACAAACAUUGCGCCAUCGCAGUGGUCUGCUGCCAGUCGUAUACCGGGAGAUGAUAGCCCGGACGUGUCGGACUUGACCUUCCGCCGCACGGUGCAGGAGCAGUGGAGGCAGAUGGGCUAUGCAUCGCACGUCUCCACGGAACCGCCGUCAUCGUCGUCGCAGAGCGAGAGCUCGGAAAGCCGUCUGACCGACAUGGACAUCUUCAUGGACAGCCAAAUGAAACUGCUGGGUGGACGGCUGAAGAAUGUCGUGAGCCGUGCUUCGGAGCACUGUCGCCGUGACACGCUGUGGAAGCGCAUGCUCUACGGCCAGUCGGACUUGUUGCCUCGGCGAACUGGCCGUAUGAGCACCGAGUCUACAGAUGUCAAGUGGGAGGCAACCGUCUCAGCUGGUCUGUCGGCAGAGGAAAUGGAAGAGCUAAUUCCCAAAGUAACCUGUAUAUCGCUAGUUGAAGUCGAUGCAGCUUUGGCACCAUUGUUUCUCGUCAACGGCUCUGGUAUAAGUCAAUUACUAGCGGUACUCAAGCAACACUAUGGUGAUUACUUGCGUACAUACAAGUCAGCAAAUGGAGCAAUCACCCACGCUGUAAUCUUGAACUCUGAAUGGCAGGAUAUGGUUAUCUUGUUGACGUUGAAGGCUAGUUUUCCUUCCAUUGCAAGCCAUGCGGUGUACCGGCGUGCGCGCACCAUGGCCCCGCCGCCGACCAUCGAAGCGCUGGACGGUGAGCAGGGCGACGCCGAUCACGUUCACAUCCAGAGUGUCAUCAACACGCUGGCCUUCUGCUCCUGGUCUGAUCUGUUCAACCCUUGAGAGACAACGAGAGCGAACGGUGGAGUAUCCUACCCAGUGCAUGCGAUCCACUAAUGUCUACUACUCUACACUGCAUUUUUGCUGCUGCAGCCUACAGUGCAGACUGGCUGGCUGCGGUGUGCUGCACCCCAUGCAGGUGAUCCACUAAUGUCUACUUCUCUACAAUGCAUUGCUGUUGCAGCCUACAGUGCAGACUGGCUGUGGUGUGCUGCACCCGGUGCAUGUGACCCACAAAUGCCUUCUAACUAAUCAAUUAGUAAAAUUACUCUAUAAUGCAUUGCUGCUGCAGCCUACAGUGCAGACUGGCUGACUGCGGUGUGCUGCUGCCUUGAACCAGCGCUUUGAGCUUCUUCUCUUUUUUUUAACGUCUUGCUGACUGACAUACAACAGAUCUGACCAAAUCAACACUACAUGCCGUUAUACUGCAAAAAAUUAUUUCACGAAAAUAGAAAGAUUUUACACGGUGGGGAAACGUAUGGCUGACUGCUGUCUACUAGUUCUACUCAUAAUAUAACAAGAUCCUAACGAUUGCCAUAGUCCAAGAAUCAUUGUCUAACCGCUGCUCAUCACGAUGUCAUCGCUAUCACUCUUGUGCUGCUGUACGCUAUUGCUCUACCGACCUAUUUUCUUCUGUGCGUCCGAAUCACUUGCUCUGCCUCGGCAACACAUUUUAGAAGUAGUUCACGAAACAGUAUGACACAAACACUUGCACGUACACAUACACAUCAUCAUCAAUAUCAUUGUAUGUCUGUGUCGUUCCCGGGGCUGGCCCGUGUCUCUUGUUCUCGUGGUAUCGAUUCUAUAGCAGUUUCUGAUUCCAACUUCAUCUUUUUUCCCUUCAUUUUGUACUCGUAUCAUACUGGGCUGGCCCGUAUCAUUUUGACUUCCUCUCCCUAGUUCAAAUAGGGUAUUUUACUAUUUUGUUUGUCUGUUUUUACUAUCCUUUUCUAUCAACUAACGUACACUUUACGAAAAGUGAA